Molecule: messenger RNA, 1315 nt
Organism: Jatropha curcas
Lineage: Eukaryota; Viridiplantae; Streptophyta; Magnoliopsida; Malpighiales; Euphorbiaceae
Source: RefSeq, a predicted model, not a curated record
UCUUUAUAUAACGCGACCAAUUUUUGUCAUCUGCAUACCCAUUUUCACAUUCCGAAAUCCGAACAGAAGUUGAAUCAAACAAGAAAUGGCAAUGCUUAGAGCUUUCAAAACCACCACCUUCCGUCGAUUUUCCUCUUCAAUCUCCACGUUCAGAUCUGUGAGCACACUAGUUGUAGCAGAACACGAAGGUGGUGCUAUAAAGGCUCCAUCUUUGAGUGCCAUAGAGGCUGCAAAGGCUCUGGGUGGUGAUAAUUCAAUUUCUAUUCUUGUAGCUGGAUCAGGUCCUUCUCUUCAUGAAGCUGCUAGUAGUGCUGCCUCUUGCCAUCCUUCAAUUUCACAGGUUCUUGUCGCUGAUUCAGAUAAAUUUACUCAUUCUUUAGCAGAACCAUGGGCUAGGUUAGUCCAUUUGGUUCAGCAGAAAGGUGGCUACUCACAUAUAGUUGCUGCUUCAAAUUCAUUUGGAAAAAACAUAUUGCCUCGUGCAGCUGCCCUUUUAGAUGUUUCUCCAAUUACUGAUGUUGUUAAUAUUUCUAGUUCUAGUCAAUUUGUCAGACCAAUUUAUGCCGGAAAUGCGCUUUGUACUGUUCGGUAUACUGGCACCAAUCCUUGUAUGUUGACCAUUAGAUCGACCUCUUUUCAAGUACCAACUGUCUCAGCUGAUUUAAAAUCCAAUGAAGCUCCAAUUUCCCAGGUUGAUCUCUCAACCUUUGGUGAAGGUCUAAAGGAUUUGUCUUAUGGUUUUUCACAAUUCUGUUGAGAGCGCCCUGACCUCGGAAGUGCAAGAAUUGUGGUGACUGGGGGCCGGGCAUUGAAAAGUGCAGAGAACUUCAAAAUGAUUGAGAAGCUUGCAGAAAAGCUUGGUGCAGCUGUUGGUGCUACCCGUGCUGCUGUCGACGCAGGAUUUGUUCCAAAUGAUCUCCAGGUUGGUCAGACUGGAAAAAUUGUUGCCCCAGAAUUAUACAUGGCUUUUGGUGUUUCUGGAGCCAUUCAACACAUAGCUGGCAUGAGAGAUUCCAGGGUCAUUGUUGCUGUAAAUAAAGAUUCAGAUGCACCUAUUUUCCAGGUAGCUGAUUAUGGACUAGUUGGUGAUCUUUUUGAGGUGAUACCAGGGUUAUUGGAGAAGCUUCCUGAGAAAAAGUAGAUCCUGUAUACCUGAAAACUGAAAGUCUACAUAAAGGAAUACAAUCUCUUGUUCAAUAAGAAUGUUUCAAUUGGAAGAUACUAAAAACAAUAGCAAUAAUGAAAAGGGAAUUUGAUAUCUAUUUUACUAACUUGAACAAUUCUAGUCUUUGGAAGAGCUGAUUCUUUUUUUUUU